CAAAAAGAAAAAUUAAAAGAAUUAAAUUGUACGUCAAAGGACUCAAAUGAGUUGGUCAGUGGGAUUGGUUUAGGGAUUCAAGUGAGUGCAGCUCUUUCACCGCCGCGGCUCAGAACAAAGUGGUGGCGCCGCUUACUCAUAGAGUCGAGAGAGCUUUAGUAUUAUCCAACGCAAUCCAAUGUCACGUCGAGAAGACCGUAGCUCGGAAUCGAAGCGCCACCGUUCGCGCUUCGACCGUGAACCGAGCCCCAAGAGAUCUAGGAGAGAUGGUAAACCGGAGACUGAAAAGCCGCCGGGCGAGCCGGACUUGGAUAAGGACCGGUCGGACCGGGAUCAUCGGCACCACCGCCGGCUUCCAGGUCCACCGCCACUUGAAUGUGGAAACAUGAACAGAGAAUCUGAAAGGGGGGCUGAUGCACAUAAAGCAGUAGCCAAACGUUCUUCUGAUCCUACGAAAAUACCUCAGUCGCGGUCGUACUUUCAGCACGAUGACCGUAAUAGUGCUGGGCAGAACGGAAGAGGCUUCAGCCGCAGGGCAGACAGUGAACGUGGAUGGUGGUCUGAUCCUAAGGAACAGCGAAAUGAUAAGUCUACCGAUAAAACUGCGUCAAUUGAUGCUCAGCUAAAGGAUGAAAAAUCUAAAGACAACAGAGAAGGCAGUCAUGUGUGGCGCCAUGAUGGGUACUUUGAAAUGGAAGGUAAUCAAAAACCUCCUACACGUAGAAGGCCUUCUUUCAGAGAGCAGAAGAUCCCUGCUGAUCCGGAUAAAAGCAGCAAAGCUGCUGGUGAUCCAGUGCUGCCAAACCCACAAGAUCAUGCCAUAGACGGUGGAAGAAGAAACGACAGAGGGCAUAACUCUCGGUUCUCUGACAGACCUGAAAGACCAGUUGCAGGGGGAAGAGAGUUGAACAAGGCUCAAUCUUGGAGAGGUAACUUCUCAUCAGGAGAUAGAUUUAACGCCAACAGUAGGCAGAGAGGCAGAGAUAGAUUCGUUGCUAGGCAAGGCAAUCAUCCAACUGGGGGCCGUGUUGAGAAAUGGAAGCACGACCUUUAUGAUGAGGCCAACAGGAGUCCACCCCCGAAGAAUGAAGAAGAUCAGAUUUCCAAAAUCGAGUCCCUCCUGGCUUCGUAAAUGCUUUGUUGCUUCAUCUAGGGAGUUUAUAAAGUUCCCCCUCUUUUUUUUUUUUUUCUCUCUUCUGAAAUGCAUUCUUUAAUCAUUUUGGUGCAUAAUCAAGUCGUACAAUUGUUUGGAAUGCAACUCACUUAAUGUGUUUUGAGUAAUUGAACAAUUUCUAGUUUUUUCUUGCUGUAA
Molecule: messenger RNA, 1312 nt
Organism: Salvia miltiorrhiza (redroot sage)
Lineage: Eukaryota; Viridiplantae; Streptophyta; Magnoliopsida; Lamiales; Lamiaceae
Exons: 4
Coding region: 179-1132 (317 amino acids)
Biological process (GO): mRNA processing
Cellular component (GO): exon-exon junction complex
Molecular function (GO): mRNA binding
Source: RefSeq, a predicted model, not a curated record